AUGAAUCAGUCCGCUGUGUUGAUAAUUAGCUGCCUGCUGCUGUGGAACAAUGUUCGAGCUGCUUUCAAGGACUUCAUUGUGGAGCCAGGAGAUGAGCAGCUUGAGACUAACACUGAUUUAAGCCUGGGCUGUGCCGCCGAGGAGUCGGAGCAAUUAAUAUCCUAUCAGGAUGUGGAGCAGGAUGGCGUUAUAGACACACAGCUGCUACUCACGGCGCUCAUGCAGCAUGCUCAACGCCUAGGCAUGAGUCUGGACCAAUUGGAUGCCUUACUGGAAGCUGAUAAUGGCUGCGGUGCAGCCGAGUCGCUUAGCCAACGUGAGCAGCCCAGCUGGUACGAUGUGUUCUUCAGCUAA
Molecule: messenger RNA, 354 nt
Organism: Drosophila hydei
Lineage: Eukaryota; Metazoa; Arthropoda; Insecta; Diptera; Drosophilidae
Exons: 3
Coding region: 1-354 (117 amino acids)
Source: RefSeq, a predicted model, not a curated record